Messenger RNA from Mercenaria mercenaria, 798 nucleotides. Its product is annotated as acid sphingomyelinase-like phosphodiesterase 3a. Lineage: Eukaryota; Metazoa; Mollusca; Bivalvia; Venerida; Veneridae. The record is from RefSeq and is a predicted model, not a curated record. The coding region runs from base 1 to 798 and encodes 265 amino acids. The transcript has 4 exons.
AUGGAACAUCAACUUUUAUUGCUUACACGUGGUUUCUACACAGUGAAAACCUCAUAUGGCAUCAGGAUUGUGGCUCUCAACACCAACUUUUACUACACCCCAAACAAAUUGGUGUCCCCCGAAGGUGACCCUGCUGGCCAGUUCGCUUGGCUGACUGAAACGCUUGGAAAUGCUAAGGAUCAGAAUGAAAAGGUGAUCGUUACUGCCCAUAUUUCACCCGGCGUUACUGAUAUCCCAUUAUUUCCCGAUCAAAAUGACAAACUUGUAAAAAUACUGAGACAAUAUGCUGAUAUUAUUGUUGCUAUGCAUUUUGGCCACGAACAUACUGAUGCAUUCAAAGUAUUGAAAAACACUGCAGGUGUCCCGACUGCGCCAAUUUUUCUCGCGCCGUCGAUAGCGCCCCUACGAUUUGGUCCAAUGAAAAACCCAGGUGUAAGACUGGUGAAGUACGACCGAGUCACCGGCAAGCAUGUUGAUAUCUCCCAAUACUACCUUGACCUCAAUGCUGCCAACAGAGCUGGAGUGGCAGACUGGAAGCUUGAAUAUACGGCAUCAGAUGCAUACAACAUACAAGACCUAACAGCUUCAAGUCUUGCCGCUUUAAUUGAUAGAAUGAAAGAUUCAGACAGCACCGAGUUUAAGACUUACAGGAAGUUUUACUAUGUGAGUCCGCCUGAAGAUCUUAUCGAGGAUUGUGACUGGAAAUGUCAUGCUUUUAUCUUUUGUGGAUUUACAGAGUUCAACUUAGAUGAUGUCAAGAAAUGCGAAAAGACGAUGGUGUCUGGUGCAAUAGAAUGA